UCGAACCUUGGCAUGUCAGCGAAACCUCAGGCGUUAGCCUGCCUGCUGCUCAUGUCUGCAUUCAUGCUCAUGCAUUUAAUGCCGUAAGAUAAGAUUUGCUAUUCUAAGCAUACAAAGCGCCAUGUUCUCCAUUUUUACCAAGAUAAAAGAACGCGUCGAGGCUUUUCUGAAUGAGAAGAACAUCGUAACGGACUGCCUCAACAAAAUCGAGGAAAAAACUGGAAUUAAGAAGCGUUAUCUCGCAAUAGGAGCUGUUUCUGCAACUGGACUGUACUUGUUGUUUGGAUAUGGAGCCUCUCUGCUCUGCAACCUGAUUGGCUUCGUUUAUCCUGCAUAUUUCUCUAUAAAGGCUAUCGAAAGUCCAAACAAAGACGAUGACACACAGUGGCUAACUUACUGGGUGGUGUAUGGAUUCUUUGGUGUGGGUGAAUUCUUCUCUGAUAUCUUCCUCUACUGGUUUCCUUUCUACUAUGUGUUCAAGUGCCUGUUCUUGUUGUGGUGCAUGGCCCCGUUCUCCUGGAAUGGCUCUCAGGUGCUGUACAGGCAUGUGGUGCGGCCAUUUUUCCUAAGGCAUGAGGCCACUGUGGACAACAUGGUCAGCAAUCUUAGCGGGAAGGCCAUGACGGCUGCAGAAUCUGUCACAAGAGAAGUUCUUCAAAGUCUGGCAAAAAACAGGACCAUUCACCCAGGUGACAGAGCUGAGCCGCCCAAAGAACUUCCCAGUUCAUCUCCUAAAGAACCCAGUAUAGACUAAAAUCUAUGCAGGAAGCUGUUUCCUCUCAUACAAAGUCUCUGGAAGAGACAAAAAGUAAUGGAUCUACAUUAAACACCAGCAGGUCU
Colossoma macropomum (tambaqui) is the source of this 840-nucleotide messenger RNA. RefSeq names its product receptor accessory protein 6 (gene reep6). Lineage: Eukaryota; Metazoa; Chordata; Actinopteri; Characiformes; Serrasalmidae. Bases 122 to 754 code for a protein of 210 amino acids. The transcript is spliced from 7 exons. The record is from RefSeq and is a predicted model, not a curated record.